CCUUCGCUGUCGGCAAUGGCAUCGGAGAUCCUCAUGGCGAAGCCCCUCUGCCUCGUGGAGAACCACCCGAGGAAGGGGCUGGUGGUUCAGCAGGAGGCCCUGAAGGUGCUGUCAGAGGUGACCCAGCCGGUGGUGGUGGUGGCCAUCACAGGGCUGUACCGCACCGGCAAGUCCUACCUCAUGAACAGGCUGGCUGGUAGGAGGAAAGGUUUCUCCCUGGGCUCCAGCGUGCAGUCCCACACCAAAGGGGUCUGGAUGUGGUGUCUACCUCACCCCCGCAAGCCUGGACACGCUCUGGUGCUGCUGGACACGGAAGGGCUGGGCGACGUGGAGAAGGGUGACACCGAGAACGACACCUGGAUCUUUGUGCUCACCCUACUGCUCUCCAGCACCCUCAUCUACAACAGCAGAGGCACCAUUGACCAACAAGCCAUGGAGCAGCUGCACUACGUGAUGAAGCUGACCGAGCAGGUCAGGUUGAAAGCGGCUCCUGGGCAGAGUGAAGAGGAAGAGGAGGAGGAAGAUCCAGAAGAAGUUGCCCCUUUCUUCCCGGCUUUCGUCUGGACGGUGAGGGAUUUCAGCCUGCGGCUGGAGAUGGACGGGGAGACAAUCUCCGAGGACCAAUACUUGGAAAAGGCGCUGGCGGUGAAGAACGGAACCAGCUCCAAGAUCCGACGCUCCAACCAGACCCGGGAAUGCAUCUGCCAGUACUUUCGGGAUCGCAAGUGCUUCGUUUUUGACCAACCGGCCCCCAAAAUGGACCUGGAGCGCUUGGAGGAGCUUGGGGAUGAGGAGAUCAACCCCGAAUUCCAGCAGCAGGUGGAGAAAUUCUGCGGCCACGUCUGGGAGAACUCUCCACCUAAGACCAUCCUUGGUGGCCGCGUCAUCACGGGGAGCUUGCUGGGCAAACUGGCAGAGACCUACGUGAAGACCAUCCGGAGCCGGGAGGUGCCGUGCCUGGAGAGCGCGGUGCUGGCCCUGGCACAGACCGUCAACGCGGCGGCGGUGAAAGAGGCUGUGAAGUUCUACCAGGACCUGAUGGAGCAACGGGUGAAGCUGCCGACGGAGACGGUUGAGGAGCUCCUGGAUCUGCACAGCCAGUGCCAGCAGGAGACACAAGAGCUCUUCCAGAAACGGGCGUUCGAGGAAGACAUCUGCUCUUUCCAGGAAGAUCUUACACGCCAGGUGGAGGAGAUCAAGGAGAAGUUCCUCAGGGACAACGAGCAGGAGUCCAGCCACAAGUGCAAGGCUGCUCUCAGGGACCUCUCCCGAGAUUUGGACAGAAAACUCAAGGAUGGGGUCUACAACGUGCCAGGAGGUUACGAGCUCUUCAAAGGAGACCUGCAGGCCCUGGUGGAGAAAUAUCAGGAAGCUCCUGGCAAGGGGGUGAUGGCCGAAGUUGUCCUGCAGAAGUUCCUCCAAAGCAGAGAGGAUCUGGAUGAAAUGGUCUUCAAGACAGACCAUGCCCUGGCAGAGAAGGAGGAGGAGCUGAAAAGGGUUCGAGAGCAGCAGGAGAGAGCCGAGGA
This is a messenger RNA of Calidris pugnax (ruff), 1526 nucleotides long. RefSeq names its product guanylate-binding protein 1-like. NCBI's taxonomy places the organism in Eukaryota, Metazoa, Chordata, Aves, Charadriiformes, Scolopacidae. Gene Ontology annotation, molecular function: GTPase activity; GTP binding. The annotation marks the transcript as partial. The transcript has 9 exons. The record is from RefSeq and is a predicted model, not a curated record.